UUAAAUAGAUAGAAUACGAUUCAGAGAUGUUUGUGUGCUUGACCGUAGGCAUCAUCAUCCAAUAACAAGCUCAUAUUUUCAUGAGUGAGGUAGGAGGGGUAUGGUAGGGGCAGCACAACCUUCUUAUAUGGAGUGACAACUCUAAUCUGUGUUUCUGCUUGGUGAUAAAACAAUGCCUCGCUGAUUCAUUUCCUGUUCAGGAUCCAUUUAGAACCGAUCUGUGAUUCAGGAGCGCAAUUCUCUCUCUACUUAAAUUAAGUGCAAUUUGGGUGGUUUUCACCAGGAGGUUCAAGAGGUUCACAGCUGUCCAGAGGAUAAAAGGAGUCACUCUCUUAUUUAUAUGGGGAGAUUUGGUCUACGUUUCAGGAAGAAAGAUAAAAACUCACCCCAUUUCACUGAAGCUGCAUUUCAGCCUGCAUUUGGAAGCUGAAUACUACCUGCACCGAGGAAGGAAAGGAGAUACCAGAACAGGAGGGGGAGGAGGACUGUGUGAAAUAUCUUGUGCAUUGCUGUCGACCAACAAAACAGACGAGGAACUUUUCCUUGAAAUACAAAACCAAGCCCUCUAAUCCUUGAAUCUUCCCAGCAAAGGAGGUUAAAAGUUCCCCCCAUAACCUUCUCUCCAUCUAUAUUCCAGAAUCCUGAAGAACCAACAAAAUAUUUUUUUCAGCUGUUGACCUGGAAGAACGGCAUCCUGAAUGACAUCACGCAUGAGCGCCACUGGUGAAUGACGAGCAUGUGAUAAAAGAGUUUAAAAGACUAUAAUCGGAGAAUUGCGCGUUCUCGGCGCAGCAUCAGCACCACCAGCAGCAUCUGAUGCGCGCCCCCGAGCCGGUUUAGUCUGCCCGACAUCCCGGGAAGAGGAGUUGGAGCGGUGCGAGAUAAAGUUGGGCCGAAGGAGUGUGAUUUAGGAUGCUGCAGAACCAUCUAAGCUCUCGUUAACAUAGAACCCGUGCGGAGAGAACGCGUCCUGAGUUAAAAAAGAAACAAAAAAAAGGAUGACUCGCAAAAUACUGAGCACAUGCCUCUUGAUUUUGGCUUUUCAGCACUGCUCAUCACGAGAAUGUGUGGAUCCACUGGUGUCAGGACUGUACGCCUCCUCCUUCCUGGCUUCCUCCAGAUAUAACUUUCUCUACUCUGCCAAUUUUGCCAAAUUGUAUGGCAGCAGUGGCUGGUCCCCAGCACCCAAGGACAGGCAACCAUGGCUGCAGAUUGAUCUGGGCAGGAAGUACCGACUGGUAGCUAUUGCCACCCAGGGGACAUUUAACUCUUACGACUGGAUCACGAAAUACUCACUGCUCUAUGGCGACCGACCAGAUUCCUGGACGCCGUACAUAAUGAGAGGAGGGAAUUCUACAAUGCCUGGAAACUGGAAUUAUUAUCAAGUGAAAAGAAAUGUCUUUCACUACGCCUUCACUGCCAAACACAUUCGACUUCUGCCUCUGGCGUGGAACACGGAGAACGGAGGGAAGAUUGGUGUGAGGCUGGAGCUGUUCGGCUGCUCCUAUGAUUCCUACGUGCUUCAGUACAAUGGGGAUGACUCGGUGGUCUACAUGUAUCCAGAAAAGCGAUCCCGCACUCUGCAUGACCACAUUGCCAUUAACUUCAAAACUCUGGAACAGGACGGUCUGUUGUUGCACAGCGAGGGGAUUCAAGGAGAUCUCUUCACCCUGGAGCUGAAGAAAGGCCGUCUGUACCUGCAUAUGAGUCUUGGCAGCAGCGUUGUGCACAAAGUAAACGGGCGAACCACACUGAGUGCCGGCAGCCUUCUUGAUAAUUUACACUGGCACUAUGUCACCAUCAAGCGCUACGGCAGACAGGUUAACUUGACGGUGGACAGUCAGACAGUUACGGGCAUCUGUCAGGGAGAGUUCACCCAUCUGGAUCUCGACGACAAGAUGUAUGUGGGAGGAGUAAUAGAGCCAAACCUGCCUCACCUCCCUACCACGCCAAAUUUCCGAGGUUGCCUCGAGAACGUCUUCAUCAACGGCAUCAACAUAAUCGACAAAGCUCAGAGGGAAGAACCUGACAUCCACAUACCACAGAGGAAAAAAAUGCAUUAUGCCUGCCGCGACAUUCUCCUCAAACCCAUGACUUUUGCCGGGCCCAACAACUACCUGCAGGUGCCAGGCUUCUUCAGAAAGCCUCGCAUGUUCGUCAAGUUCAAAUUCCGCUCAUGGGACUACACCGGGCUGCUUAUGUUCACCCGCUUUGCUGAUGAUCUCGGUGCCCUCGAGCUGGGACUGAGUGAAGGACAGAUCAAUGUCACCAUAUUUCAAACCGGAAAGAAAAAAAUACAGUUUGCUGCAGGAUACAGACUUAAUGAUGGACAUUGGCAUUCAGUGGAUUUAGCAGCCAGAGACAACUUACUGACCCUCACCAUAGAUGAGGAGGAGGGCUCUCCACUGAAGAUCACCAACCCUUUCACAAUCAGGACGGGGGACCGAUACUUUUUUGGAGGUUGUCCACAAACCAACAACACAGUGAGGAAAUGUGAAACCAAGCUGAAUCGCUUUCACGGUUGCAUGCAGCACAUCUUCAUUGACAACGAACAGCUUGAUAUUGACAUAGUUCUCGAACGACAAUGGGGGCGCUAUGCUGAGCUGUUGCUGGGAACGUGCGGCAUCACCGACAGAUGUACUCCAAAUCCAUGUGAACACGAGGGUAGGUGCAUCCAGUCGUGGGACGAUUUCAUCUGUAUUUGUGAAAACACUGGCUACAAAGGAGAAGUGUGUCACAUGUCGGUGUAUAAAGAGUCCUGCGAGGCCUACAGGCUGAGUGGAAAGUACUGGUCUGGAAACUAUACUAUUGAUCCAGAUCUCAGUGGACCCUUGAAGCCUUUCGAGGUGUACUGCAAAAUGAAAUCUUAUAAAGCCUGGACAGUCAUUUUACAUGACCGAGUAGAUGGCACCAAGGUGUCGGGGAGUACAAUAGACAACCCCUACAUUGGGGACGUCAACUACUGGAACGCCUCCUGGGAUGAGGUCACUGCUCUGGCCAACACCUCCAUGUACUGCGAGCAGUGGAUCGACUAUUCUUGCUACAAGUCCCGCCUCCUAAAUACACCCAAUGGACGACCCUAUGGUUACUGGAUUGGUCGCAACAAUGAGAGCCACUAUUACUGGGGCGGGACCUUCAGGGAGGUCAAGAAGUGUGGCUGUGCCAUUAACCAAACCUGCAUAGACCCCAAGUUUCAGUGCAACUGUGAUGCUGACUACAGACAAUGGUACUCCGACAAAGGCUACCUGGAUUUUAGAGACCAUCUGCCUGUGAGGAGAGUGGUGGUGGGGGACACCAACAGAACUGGCUCUGAAGCGCAGUUCACUGUUGGACCACUAAGAUGUCACGGCGAUAGAAACAUCUGGAACACGAUAGCCUUCACCAAACCUACGUAUAUCACCUUUCCCCCGUUCAGGCCAGGAUCUAGCGCCGAUAUCUCCUUCCAUUUUAAAACCUAUCGUGAUCAUGGUGUCUUCUUAGAAAACUCUGAUGACCAUCUGAAAAACUUCAUUCGAAUAGAGCUGAAUACCACCCAUAACCUUUUAUUUAUAUUUAUGGUUGGUGACGGCAUCGUUAACGUGACCCUACAUUCACCUGUGCCACUCAACGACAACGAGUGGCAUUUCGUUCAGGUCGAGCUUAAUGUGAAGCUGGCUCGGAUCAAGGUUGACUAUCAGCCUUGGACGGUGAAAAGAUUCCCGGGUCAAACAUUUGUCACAAUGAAGUUUACGCAACCUCUUUUAGUCGGUGCAAGGAACUUCACCCAGAAACCGUUCCUGGGGUGUCUCCGAGGGCUACGGAUGAACGGUGUCCCUCUGGACCUGGAGGGGAAAGUCAACGAGGAGCUGGGAAUAAGAAGAAAUUGUACAGGACAGUGUCUCAAUGCUUCUUUACCGUGUCGAAACAGUGGACAGUGUAUCGAGGGCUAUGCGUCCUACACAUGCGACUGUAACAACACGGCUUAUGAUGGGUUCUACUGUCAUAAAGAUAUUGGGGCCUACUUUGAGAUUGGCUCGUGGUUGAGGUACAACAUCCUCAAGAAGCCCAUAUCAGAAGAAGCGGCGUGGGCCAACUGGAUUGACCCGCACUACGAUAAUUUCAGCCUCGGCUACAACGACACUGCAGACGACAUAGAGUUCAGUUUCAGCACGCUGCACACUCCGGCGGUGUUGCUGUACAUCAGCUCAUUUGUUCAGGACUACAUUGCUGUCAUCCUUAGAAAUGAUGGCAGCGCUGAGCUGAGGUAUAAGCUGGGGCUCAUAACACACAAGUACCAGCUGACACACCGAAACCUGGCAGAUGGAUACCCUCAUUACAUCAACAUAACCAGACACAACAGAACCAUCAAGACGCAGGUGGAUUAUAUGGAACCCAUAGUGGAUAAAAUAACCCUGGUGGAAGAUUCAAGGUUUGACUCUCCAAAAUCCAUGUUCAUUGGCAGAGUGAUGGAGGUCGGUGACAUGGACUAUGAGAUUCAGAAGCACAACGCUCCGGGCUUCAUAGGCUGCAUUUCAGGGGUGAGGUACAACGUCUACGCUCCGUUGAAAGCUCUCUUCCGACCGAAUGAAACGAAUCCUCCGGUAACGACGCAAGGCUAUGUCUCUGAGUCUAUAUGCGGUGCCUUCCCUCCUGUCCUGGGUUAUGUACCGUGGGAGGUGGACCCCUGGUUUACAAGCAUAGAGUAUAUUUACAUCCAUGAUGACCUGGGUCUGUUUUGGAUAACAGUCAUUAUCAUACUGGCGCUCCUGCUGCUCUUCGCCGGCCUGUACAGCAUCUACGUCUACGCCUAUCAGCAGAAAGGCAGCUACCACACCAACGAACCCAAGAACCUGGAGUCUCCGAGCAGCUCGCGACCUCUGACCGAAACCCUGAGGAGAGAGAAGAAGAACUUACCGCAAAUUGAGGAGGAGUUCAGGAGUGACUAGCAGCAGUGGACCUUUGGGGGGCAUCGGGUGUGGUCCGACCGGAGUCUAGGCGGGGGGGGAGGGGGUGACUUAGGAUAAACAACAGUUACCUAGAAUAAUUUUCAUAUUAUAUAUUUUCUUUACAUUUGAGUUUGAGGUUUUUUUUUUCUUUUCCUUGUGGAGUGGGAUCUGAUUCUUAGCGCUGUACGUUACGGUUCGGCUGGGUUUUAAAAGGAGCGGUGCACUGCAUGAAAGGCCAAGAAGUUUCACACUGUGUCGCAGGUGAAUUAUGAAGUGCCUCAUCCGAGCGAGCUUGAUCUGGGGCAAACACGAGAGCUUAAUCAGAUAGGGUUAGUGUGUGAUGCUGUGGUGGAAGGAUUAUGGGAUGUUGAGUUUUGAUUUAUGGGCUUUUGAUUGGUUUCUUCUUUUUACUGCAUAGAUUUGUUGCCAUCUUAACAACCUUAAAAUGACAAUCUCUAAAUGAGCCACUUUUUUCUGACGCUGCAGCUUCAACACAGGGUUGGAUUUGAACACCAACAUUUUCAAGCUGGUGUCUUCACACUGUUUGUUUUGUAACCCUAUUGCUUGCUCAAUUUGUAAAUACCACGCGUGUAUCAAUGAGAAUGGAGAUGUACUCACGAUACAAGGCACUACUGGUAGUUCGACAUCUUCCAAUGGCCCAAAGUACUGCAUACAGGAGUAAAAUAUUUGGUCAAAUGUAACUUCUAUGAAGAGAAGGUUCCUGUAACGAAUGGCGUCGAGGGGCUUAACGAGACACAGGUGGAGAAGGUAGACAAUCACUGGAUGGAGACAGUCAAAUACAGGGGUGAGACACAGGAAGCCGAGGUGGGACAUUAAAAAAAAUACAUAAAAAACAACAAAAUAAACAGUUGUCCUAGAACCAACGAGACAAGUAUGAAAAAACAUAACUAAAAAAGCUGGCUGUAAAAUUAUGCACUCAAAAACCAUUUGAGUUUGAGUCUGAAGCUUUAACUCUUCAAACACGUCACGUUUUAGGUCUGCUAACCAGGACUUUGUACUAGCAAACUAAGCUAAACCGAUCGUUAUCUGCUUGCAAACAAAGUUAAAAAAAAAAAAAAAGCAAGUGUGAAUGCCUUAAGUUUAACGUGUUGAAGAAGAAUAAUCUUUGUUUGUGAGUAGAAAACAUGUCACUAAAGUAAAGGCUACAGUGUUGAACUGCCAUCGCGUGUUUCUUUCUACGCUGAUGACACCCUAAUCUUUCCUCAGAUAAUUAUGAUUUGGCAUUUUAACGCUUAUCACGAACGAUUUAUUUUGAAAGUUAAACUACACCCUCCAUAUGUUCUUUUAUCUCCUACAGAUUUUAACUGAUACGGUGCAGUGUGAUUUGGGUGGCGACUGCUGCCCCCACGACCGGGUGACGGAUAAGCGGAUGAAAAUGGAUGGGAUGGAUAGAUUUUAACUGAAGUCAGUGACAUUAAGAAUUGGUUUACGUCUUCUUGUUUCGUUUUUGGUCGCUAGGCUAUAUUCACUACGAAGCCAUGUCCAGCUGUGUUGAAUGACUUCUUGGUGAGUUAUAAUGGCGGUAUACUGUAUGCAGACCUACGACAACAGAUCUAUGUGGUGAUAAUGUAAGGGUCCGACUUAGCCUUAAGCUAGACAUUAAUGGGUGUUUGGUUCGGCUAAAAAAAAAUCCUUUAAUGUUUAGUUAGAACACGUCUCUCUUUGGAGAACGUUCCACACAAUAUCAUCUGUACAGAGGACCACACAGGUGUUCAAAUGCUAAUCUUUUACUUUAGUCUCACUCACUCGAAUAUUCUUUGCACAACGUCGUACGUCAAAAAGUCCAUCAAGCUGCUUCCAGUGAACCAGACGUGAUAGCACUUUCAUCUAAGACGAGAUGAAAUUAGUUUGACUUUGAGCUUAGCGCCAUCUGUGGAGCUCUCUGUUAUCACACCAGUAUUGUUGUGUGUGUCUGUGUGUGGAAAAAUAAAACUGUAAUACAUUUGCAUUGUCAGCUAUGCAUAUGUAGAGCAUGAGCGCACUUUAUAGCUACACGUAAUCAGCUUGAUCACAGCCUCCACUGUUUGAUUUGCAACCGAGCAAACCAGAAUAUAUAUGUGAAUAUAUAAAUAUGUGUUUUUCAAAUUCACACGGAAAAAGGCGUUAUCUCAGAAAGGUGUAAGCGUUUGAAUGUAAAUCCUUGACCUCUGAUGAACUCCGGUUCGGUUGUCUUCGACUGACCCACAGGCAUGUGCGAGCGAGACCCCAUGUAGCCCACGUGGGUCUCACAUAAACAUGCCUGCUGGGUACGCUUUGCUGCUAAAAGUCUAACUACUCACGUUAGCUUGUAAAGAAAAAACACAGGCAGACUCAGACUCAUAGACGUUUUAGUUUUCUCUCUUGACGUAAAACAACAGAUCUAUGUGUCGAGAACUGCCUGAUUCUUUCUUUGAGACUUGCUCAGGAUUCAGAUCGUACACUUACUUGACCUCUGUGGCAGCAAAACUCGUCCUGGUGGAUGUGUUUUUGUCAGUGAUGCAGAAUGAGACUGUGGCGGGAUUUACAGUGAAUGUUUGUCACAUUGUAUGAAAAUGUACACAUCUGCCUCUGCUGGCACUGAAAUGCUUUAUUUUUGAAGAACGUUCCGUGAGGUGAUGAAUGGCAGUGUAAAAAUGUCGUCACGCUGUCGGUUGCCACCCAAAAUUUGUAUGUGGGACCUGUGGAAAAAGACAGAGUUUAACCUCAUGCUUGCUUGAUACCCAUGUAACCCAUUUACCAACAAGGGUACCACAUAGACAUGCUGGCUGCAUUUCUGAUUGUUUUUUUUUAUUUUUAUUUAUUGGUCAAUCGUGACUUAACCGCAAAUAUAUCUGCAAUUGUAUUUGCUGAGUUUUCCUUCGUUGAACUUCCAUCAUAAUUCAUACCUGGUCCCUGGAGUAUGUGUGUGUGUGUGUGUCUGAAUAUUAUAAUUUCCGAGUAUUGGUCCCAGCAAAUCACUUUAUACUGGUAUCACCUGAUGACCAUUACGGAUGGUUAGCUCAGCAGGAUAAAGACUGUCACAAAUGUAAAAAAAAAAUCGAUUCAAUUAAUAAUUGUAGUAGCUAAGGGAUCAAAGGUAAACUUUUGCUAGCCAUUAGAAUAAAUUAUUAACUACUUUUAACCUAUAUAUUUGUGAGUGUAUAUUGCCAGUAACUAUAUUUGGGCUUUUUUGUUAUUCUUAAAAAAAUUGUGGUGUAUCUGCUGAAUACCUGCCUGACCUCCAGUUAUAUUUGAUUUUUUUUUCAUUUACAUUUACAUUUAUAUUUAAGGAGGCAUUAACAGCUCCAUUCUGUCCUCGCCUUCGUUCAUUUCAAACCUGGGUGAGAAAAACCAGAAGUCAGAAGUGAUGAAACUGAAGUGAUAAGACACCUGAUGAGGAGACGGCUGUUUAACUUCAACCUGCAUCGUCAAACUAAACCCUUCAACUCCUGUUAGAACAACAACCACAGCUGUCUUUGUGGCUGCACUAACAUCUAGGAUCUUUUUCUUUUGUCGUCGUCGUCGUUUGGUACAGUUCUUUUUUUCUUUUUCUUCUUUUGUAAUAGCUUCCACUGUAUAUGACCAUUACUGUGUAAAUUAAGGCAAAGCCAAACUGUCACAUUAAUAAAAGAAGCUUGAAAGAAAAA
Molecule: messenger RNA, 8551 nt
Organism: Cynoglossus semilaevis (tongue sole)
Lineage: Eukaryota; Metazoa; Chordata; Actinopteri; Pleuronectiformes; Cynoglossidae
Gene: cntnap1
Product: contactin associated protein 1
Exons: 24
Coding region: 999-4925 (1308 amino acids)
Source: RefSeq, a predicted model, not a curated record